AGGAGAUCCUGGCGGCUCGUGGAGAAAGGAGGGUGGAUGUUUGCAAUCUGAGAAGGCCGCAGAAACACUGUAGUGUCACUGCUAGGACACCGGUAAGAUGUCAUGGCGUCCGACCUACCGAAGCUCCAAGUUUCGAAAUGUCUACGGAAAAGUAGCCAACCGGGAGCACUGCUUCGACGGUAUUCCCAUCACCAAGAAUGUCCAUGACAACCACUUCUGUGCCGUCAACUCCAAGUUCGUGGCAGUCGUCACAGAGAGUUCCGGAGGGGGCUCUUUCAUCGUUAUACCUUUAUCCCAGUCAGGCCGUCUGGAUUCUCAUCAGCCGAAAGUGUGUGGCCACCAAGGCAAUGUGCUGGACAUCAAGUGGAAUCCCUUCUUUGAAAACAUCAUAGCAUCCUGCUCUGAGGACACCUCGGUGCGAGUAUGGGAGAUCCCAGAAGGUGGUCUGAGGCGCAACAUGUCAGAGGCGGUGCUGGAGCUGUAUGGUCACAGCAGACGGGUGGGUCUGAUUGAGUGGCACCCCACCAGCAGCGGCAUCCUCUUCAGCGCCGGCUACGACUACAAGAUCCUGAUCUGGAACCUGGAGAUCGGGGAGCCAGUAAAAAUGAUUGACUGCCACACUGACGUCAUCCUCAGCAUGUCCUUCAACACAGACGGUAGCUUGCUGGCCACCAGCUGUAAAGACAAGAAGCUGCGUGUCAUUGAGCCACGCUCUGGGAGAGUCCUUCAGCAAGCCAGUUGUAAGAACCACCGCGUAAACCGCGUGGUGUUCCUGGGCAACUUGAAGCGGCUGCUCACCACAGGGGUUUCACGCUGGAACACGCGACAGAUCGCUCUCUGGGAUCAGGAGGAUUUGUCCAUGCCAAUUGUGGAGGAGGAUAUAGACGGCCUCUCAGGACUGCUGUUUCCUUUCUAUGAUGCUGACACACACAUGUUGUACCUGGCAGGCAAGGGGGACGGCAACAUACGUUACUUUGAGAUUACCACAGAGAAACCGUACAUCCAGUACCUAAUGGAGUUCAGGUCCCCGGCCCCACAGAAAGGACUAGGUGUGAUGCCAAAGCACGGGCUGGACGUGUCAGCCUGUGAGGUGUACCGCUUCUACAAGCUGGUCACCUUGAAGGGCUUGAUCGAGCCUGUUUCCAUGAUUGUGCCAAGGAGGUCAGACACAUACCAGGAGGAUAUCUACCCCAUGACAGCAGGAACAGAACCUGCGCUGUCUGCCAGCGAAUGGCUGAGUGGCAUUGAUAGAGACCCAGUCUUGAUGUCUCUGAAGGACGGUUACCACCGGCCAAGCCAGUUAGUGUUCAAGGCCCCAGUGAAGGAAAAGAAGAGUGUGGUUGUGAAUGGGAUCGACCUGCUGGAGAACGUACCGCCCAGGACAGAGAACGAGCUCCUGCGGAUGUUCUUCCGGCAGCAGGACGAGCUGCGGCGGCUUAAAGAGGAGUUGACCACCAAGGAUGUGCGAAUACGCCAGCUGGAGCUGGAGCUCAACAACUUGAAGAACGUUAGCCCCAACAACGUCUGACCUCUAAGCCUUCUGAACUGGCAAAGCUGCUUGCUUUGCCUCCAAUUCUGACCUCCAACCAGUUUCUGAGCCCUUCCCCCAUUUUUUUUUUAUAUAUCACACUACAGUAUAUCAUAACUUCAUCCCUGCUGCCCCGCAUAGUGCACACAAUAAUAUGAUAACUGUUGGAUAAUGUCUUAAUUACUGGAAUAUUGUAAUAAUGACAAAUAUGUUACACAAUGGAGGCAUGGCAGUGUUCAUGGAUUGCCACUUUAACAUUAAAUUGAUGAUCAUGAUUGAUGAUCAAUUCUUGCAUGUUCUCAGUCAGACCUCCUAGGUUUUUGUCUUAAUCUCAGCCACCAUGCCUACCCUAUCACCCAUGUGGCAAUGCCUGAUCACCAUGAAAAAAACGCCCCUGCUCUCAUCCUCCUAUACUGACCAAACCUCCAUGACUUCUUUUUCUGAGGCAAAAUUGGAGGAUAAAAAGACUAUUACUGGCUCUUAGUUUUCUUCCCCAAGGCCUUAUACCCUGCUGCAGACUCAGUUUGCAGCGAGAUGCAGAAUCAUCUCAAAAUGGCUGACGUGAAGUAGUUUGCACCUGACAGACAAGAAGAGCUCUUGCAGACAUGGAUCACGUGUUUCAUGGGGGCUGCUUAUCCUGUAACAACUUUUCUCAUCUACAAAUGUUGGCCAUAAAUGUACUUCACACCACUCACACAUAGCUACACAAAUGCAGUCUUUAUUCCCAAGGAGAGUGAAUAGUUCACUCACUUUCAGUAUUUUUAUUCCUUCUUUAAACAGCGAGAAAGCAGCAGUAAAGACAUGGAUCCAGAUGUAGUGGACUUGUGUGACUAUUCGACUGUCUCUGCAAUUAAGAGUCUUAAGGGAAAAUGUUCUGGCUGUUGUUUGGUUUCAGGGCUAAUUUUGAGGAUGGGGGGGGUUAUGUAUAUUUGCUUCUAUUUAUUUGUCACACUUUACCUUUUUAGCUAAUAACAUGUUUACUUGUUAAUCCAAUUGUUUCUGACGAUGUGGCUGCACAAGUAAUGAUUGUGAUGCUUGAUAGAUUUUGCUGAAUGUUUCCAGUUGAAAUGGUGCAAGAUUUUUGUGAAACUGGACCUUAAAUUGUAUAAGUUCUUUGACUCCAACGACAUAACUUCAGACAAGGUAUGAUAACAUAUUCUUGGCUAUUCCUAGCAGUAAAAAACUAAUAAUAACCAUUCUUUUACAUUUAAACUAGUAUAUCACUAUUACUAAGUCAUGUUUACUUGUAGAUGUGUAACUUUGCUCUAGAGACUACCAGGUCAUCUGCCUCUCCUUCUCCACUGAUACCAUCAACAGACUUAUGCUAAAUUGCCAUUUAAAUGCCUGUUUUACCAUCAAAAUAUCUUUUUUUCUUUCAUUCUGAAUGUGAAGAGAAGUGAUGACUUGAUUCAUGUUUUAUUGGCUCUGUUAUGCCAGCCAGGUUCAAGCAGUUACCAAAACAAUACUGCUAAUAUGCCAUUUGUCUUUCAAUUAAGACCCCAUCACGAUGAUAGGCUUGUCUUAUUACUGAUCUUGCUCUUGGAUGAAAGGAAAAAUGAGGGUCAGAUGUAUGCAUAGCAAGAAUUUGUUACCUCCAGUAAGUUAAAAGCAAGUGAGAGACAGAAGGUCACAAGUCAUCCCUGAUCACAUCAUACUGGGGACAGAAAGGGUCCAAAGCUUUAUGGCUUCAAUUAAACCUGAAAAAAGAUACAACCCUUUAAUAGAGACUUGAACCACUGAUGCAUUAAUGGUAAAUAUGUAUUUUCUUUGCAGGAAAAAUAAAAGGCUACAAUGAAAGUAUUAACGGGCAAAUAAGCUGCCAGAGACUGAUCAACUACAACUAGUGAAAAGACAGGUGAAGUUGCAGCUGGAGCUGUGCUAUGUCAAAGCCUCACAUGUGGGUGUAUUCAAGGCUAAAAUCAACUACUUUACUGAUUGCUUUUUUUUGGUAAGGUAGGAUAACAGGGCAGAAAUGCUGAUGUAUGCUGUUAAAAUGACUCAAACUUUGUUGAAUGGCAUUUUGGUUUGGACAAACUAGUGUUACCCUGGAAAUUGCUCCGAGUUUGUUUGGCACUGAAGCUGUGAUUGACGUUUUAAAGAACAAGUAAACCCCAGU
This is a messenger RNA of Scomber scombrus (Atlantic mackerel), 3644 nucleotides long. RefSeq names its product coronin, actin binding protein, 2Ba (gene coro2ba). The record is from RefSeq and is a predicted model, not a curated record. The coding region runs from base 98 to 1528 and encodes 476 amino acids. NCBI's taxonomy places the organism in Eukaryota, Metazoa, Chordata, Actinopteri, Scombriformes, Scombridae. Gene Ontology annotation, molecular function: actin filament binding. The transcript has 12 exons. Gene Ontology annotation, biological process: actin filament organization.